This is a messenger RNA of Paramacrobiotus metropolitanus, 2321 nucleotides long. RefSeq names its product nuclear hormone receptor FTZ-F1-like. The coding region runs from base 286 to 1677 and encodes 463 amino acids. NCBI's taxonomy places the organism in Eukaryota, Metazoa, Tardigrada, Eutardigrada, Parachela, Macrobiotidae. The transcript is spliced from 6 exons. Gene Ontology annotation, cellular component: RNA polymerase II transcription regulator complex. The record is from RefSeq and is a predicted model, not a curated record. Gene Ontology annotation, biological process: regulation of transcription by RNA polymerase II; hormone-mediated signaling pathway; tissue development. Gene Ontology annotation, molecular function: RNA polymerase II cis-regulatory region sequence-specific DNA binding; zinc ion binding; nuclear receptor activity.
GUUCCGAAUGGUUGCCGUUGCUGUCGAGUGGAAAAUCAGGGCUGCCUGCUUUUUAUUGACAUUUCGAUGUAUGUUGGCUCGGUUAUGACAAAUACUCCCGUUUAUCCCUAAUCAGUCAAGCAAACCCAUAGUUUAGUUGUUGGAUUUUGAAAUUUUACAUACGCCGAAUAGCGUGAAAGAUUUCUUCCUCCUCUUCAUCGACACGAUAUCAUUUCCAUUCUACAGAAUUUCCUGUUCAUUCACGUUGAUAACGCUUGACAGACUUAUCAGAGGAGGACGCUGUGAAUGCUGAUCGUCAUGCCAGCGCGACGCUCCGUGAAACGGGCACGCGGGAACGCUCUCAUGUCGGGCGAUUCCGAUAACAAUUCCUUCUCCCCCGAGAUGGACGAGGAGCAGGAGGAUUCACCGCACAACGCACCCAGCUCGGGCCGCAUCAAGGAGCCGUGUAAGGUGUGCGGGGACGAAGUGUCGGGCUACCAUUAUGGAGUGCGGACCUGUGAAGGCUGUAAGGCGUUCUUCCGGAGAACGAUCCAGAAGAACAAAUCCUACUCUUGCCGUUUGGAGAAGAAUUGCCCCGUGGAGCGCCUGGGCAAGGCACGCACACAACGCUGUUGUUAUUGUCGCUUCCAGCAGUGCAUCAACGCUGGCAUGAAAGUCGACGCUGUUGCAGCUGUGCGUCAGGAUCGCGCUCGUGGAUGCCCAUCGAGCAGCAGCGCCCAUCCAUCGUUCCGCUACACCGGUCAGUCGGAGAAUCAGGAUUCCGAUGAGGAGCCCCCGGUGCGGCGCACGAAGCGGGCCAACAAGAAGAAUCUGCCCAGCGCCGCCAUUCCCCAGGAAACCAUCGGCAAUGCCAAACCCAAUCGCAAGCGCACAGUGGCCAAUAGCGUGGAAUCGCCCACGACGUCCUCGGCCGGUGAUCAGAACGAUCAGGACAACGUUUCAAAGUUUGCAGCAUUGAUGCCACGUAUUCCGCGCCUGGUAGCACAGAUGAAGAGUACAGUCCAGCUGGAGGACGACUGGAAGGAUCAGCUACUGGAAGUCCUGGAGGAGGAAACCAAGCGGAAACCCAACGCGGCGUCACUGGAAAUCAUUUGUAAUGUGCUGGAUAAGAAAGUGUACUCGUUCGUGGAGUGGGCGCGCGAUUCCUCUUUCUUUGAUUCCUUGGAUUAUGAAGACCAGAAGAAACUGCUGCAGUUCGGCUGGAAUUCCUACCUCAUGUUCGACAUCAUCUAUCACUUGUCACAAAAUGUUAUCAACGAGUUCCAACACCUGUCCGGAGGAUCGACGAUCAAAAUGACGGAAAUCGCGGCCCUGGGACAUCCGGCCAACUGCGCGUCCAUUCAGAGGAUGGUGGAGUUAGUACGGGAAUUGGCUAUAAAUCGCGCCGACUUUCUUAACAUCAAGAUGAUUUUAUUAUUGAAUCCAUUUGUUCCUGGGUUGGUGAAGCAGCGUCCCAUCAAAUGGGCAUACGACCGGUGCCAAGAGGAGCUGAAGAACGAUUCCAUGAAAACGCAGGCGGGAAUCACGGGUCGAUUUGGUCGUUUCAUGUCCCUGGUGACGGAUAUGCGGAAAUUUGCCGACGAAGGCGAACACUACCUGUACACCAAGGCCCGCCAGGAUGGCUAUCUCGACGAUACACUCCUGCUGGAGAUGAUCGAGAUGAAGCGGGAAUCUUGAGGCAGCGGCUAGAAUACCGGGAGUCGACCGCGGUUUUCACCGUAGAUCUGGGUUGUUGUACAAUGGUUCGUGUGCGCGGACGUUUUUAAACUCUUAUCACUUCUGGCAGGGUUGCGAAAUUGCAGUACGUAAGUUAAGUAUAAUCCUGUGUGGCUACGGUUCAAGGGACAGGUGUUAACUUGAUAGCAUUGGUUCUUCCUAAGACGCAUUAUCCCCGAAGUUCUACGUUGUAGUUGGUCAAAAAGUUUUCUUUCCGCUUCUUCACAGUAUAGAUGUGAUAUGGGAUCUGUCAUUUGCCUCUGUUGCCGCUUUGUUUUCAGUUCAUCCGUACAAACAUAGUACUAUUUGUUAGUUGCUUCAAGGGUUUCUUUGUUCUCUUGGCUUUUAGUUGUGUUAAUUUGCUUUUAUUGGGUGUUACUGCGUAUGCGCAAUAGCUGUUACAGGCUUUUUUAUCCGAUGACGAUUUGUUAUUUAAUUGCACUGGCGGGUGCUGUUCUCUGUUCUUACCGUGUUAGCCUUUUAACAAGUCGAUUAUUGUCAUAAUUAUUUGAUUUUCUCUUUUACUUUCUGUUACCGUCCGAAUGCAUACCGUGGCUUUGUGUUAUUCUAUGCGAUUUUAGCACAAAAUUAAUAAAUUAUGUAAU